CUCUUCUCUCCGUUCCUCCCCUCUCUCAUUGCAUCAGAAACAAGAAGAGAUUCAGUAGCAAAAAGGCAGGGAGAGAAAGAAAGAUGAACAACCUCAUCACCAAAUCCUUCUACAGCUAUGCAGAUCUCAAGAAGGAGGUCCUAAAGGACCUCGAAUCGGGCGGCGAGGAGGUCGAAGUGGCCAUCGAGAUGGCGGCUGCCGGCGCGGACGGCCACCUACUCCAGUUCUUUGAGGAGGCGGAGCUUGUGAAGGAGGAGAUGGCGUCCGUCCGCGAUCUCCUUGCGCGUCUCCAGGCCGCCAACGAGGAGAGCAAGUCGAGUCACAAGCCGGAGGCCCUCCGCCGCCUCCGAGACCGGAUCAACGCCGACAUCGUCCAGGUUCUCAAGACGGCCCGCGACAUCCGCGGCCGCCUCGAGUCCAUGGAUCGUUCGAACGCCGCGAACCGGCGUCUGUCAGGCUGCCGGGAGGGCACGCCGGUUGACCGGACCCGAACCGCCGUCACCAACGGGCUUCGGAAGAAGCUCAAGGAGAUGAUGAUGGAGUUCCAGGCGCUGCGGCAGAGGAUGAUGGCGGAGUACCGGGAGACCGUGGAGCGGCGCUACUUCACCCUGACGGGCGAGGCGGCGUCGGAGGAGGUGAUCGAGAGGAUUAUUUCCGACGGGGACAGCGAGGGGAUGAUGAGGAAGGCGAUGCUGGAGCAGGGGCGUGGGAUCGUGGCGGCGGCGGUGCAGGAAAUCCAGGACCGGCACGACGCCGCGAAGGAGGUGGAGCGGAGCCUGCUGGAGCUCCACCAGGUUUUCCUGGACAUGGCGGUGAUAGUGGAGACGCAGGGAGAGCAGAUGGAUGACAUUGAGCAUCACGUCGCCAGCGCCGCUCACUACGUGAAGGACGGCACCAAGGAGCUCAAGUCCGCCAAGGAGUACCAGAGGAGCAGCCGCAAGUGGCUCUGCAUCGCCAUCAUCUUCCUUCUCAUCCUCGUCUUGUUUGUUGUCAUCCCCAUCGCCACCAGUUUCAAACAUUCUUAGUCAAAAUUGACGAUUAUCGAUAAGGGGAUUCUUAGUUGGAGUUCUACUCAAGCUCCCUCUGUAACAGAGGACAAUAAACGGUAGCUGGUAACUAGGUUGCAGGCGAGGUGUUUGAUGUUAUUACCGUCUCUGUUCUUACUUCUCUGCUUUAGAACAUUACAUGAUUGUAGAUCUUUGUUCGAAAUGACCAUGAUCAUGCCAUUACGCCAUCUAUGACAAUUUGCUAGUUGGAGAUCUUGAA
Zingiber officinale is the source of this 1266-nucleotide messenger RNA. Its product is annotated as syntaxin-related protein KNOLLE-like. The transcript has a single exon. The record is from RefSeq and is a predicted model, not a curated record. Lineage: Eukaryota; Viridiplantae; Streptophyta; Magnoliopsida; Zingiberales; Zingiberaceae. Gene Ontology annotation, molecular function: SNAP receptor activity; SNARE binding. Gene Ontology annotation, biological process: vesicle fusion; exocytosis; intracellular protein transport. The coding region runs from base 84 to 1025 and encodes 313 amino acids. Gene Ontology annotation, cellular component: endomembrane system; SNARE complex; plasma membrane.